AUGGCUUAUGUAGAAAACGUUCCUGCACUGGCCCUAAUUGAUACUGGCUCUCAGGUCUCCACGGUUAGCGAGGACUUCUAUCGCGAAUUUUUGAUGGGCUUUAUUGAGGCCGCAAUUUCUUUUCCUGAGCAAAGCAGUGGGGUGGACGUUUCUUAUGCCGUACCUCUACUCGUUGUUAAUAAUACGACAUUCAACAAGCAGGUGCCACYAGUCCUUGGUACGAACGUUAUAAAGUACUGCAGAGAACGGUGCAUGGAGGAACAUGGUCAGCGGUAUCUUCAAAUAGCACAGCCGGACAUGGCCUGGAGACUUGCGUACCAACAUCUUGUACAUCAGGAGAAACGUUUACGUAAGGGAUUCAAAGGGAGGAAGGUAAGAAGCGAGAAAGGACCUACCGUGAUAAAAGGUAAUGAAACCGCUGUAGUGUGGACCGCAUGCAGGACCAAGAAUAAUGGCCUUACAUACUGUGCAAUGGCAGAAAGUAACACCUCAGAGGAUUUGCACAUCAUACCGACGCUAGUCAUUGUCAAGCUGGAUGGAGGAGAACAACGCAUACCACUUAAAGUGCAUAAUAGUUCCGCGCGCGACAUUACCAUUCCGGGAAAUACAGUACUGGCGAUCCUGAAGAGCAAAGGAAGACGGCCUUACAGGUACUGAAGGGGUGGGAACAAAGAAUAUUUUCUCAGAGCGCAACCGACCUUGGACGCACGUCUGCUGUCAAGCAUUCCAUCAAACUCUCGGAUAAUACUCCUUUCAAGAUCAGACAUCGACGUGUCCCCCCGGGUCAGUACGAGGAAGUUCGUCGCCAUUUGAAAGAAAUGCUGGAUUGUGGUGUGAUACGAGAAAGUCACAGCCCAUGGUCAUCACCCAUUGUACUUGUCAGGAAGCG
Messenger RNA from Exaiptasia diaphana, 889 nucleotides. RefSeq lists its product as uncharacterized. The transcript is spliced from 3 exons. The record is from RefSeq and is a predicted model, not a curated record. Bases 1 to 657 code for a protein of 218 amino acids. Gene Ontology annotation, molecular function: aspartic-type endopeptidase activity. Gene Ontology annotation, biological process: proteolysis. Lineage: Eukaryota; Metazoa; Cnidaria; Anthozoa; Actiniaria; Aiptasiidae.